UCUUACUUUAUCGUCUAGCGGCGACAUGAUGAAUAAAAUACAACGAUGAUAUAAUGAUCGCGUUCUGUGUACGCUUGAUCAGUCAGUAUCUGUAGUGACAGCAUGCGGAGCGGUCUGGUGCUGUGUUUGUGCCUGUGUCUGGGCGCGCGGGGCGAGGGCGGCGAGCGCGAGGCGCGCCUGGUGCGCAGCCCGCAAGGCCCGGUCAAGGGCUACAAGGACCCCGGCGACAGCAUAUUCGUCUUUUACGGGAUCCCCUAUGCCACAGCGCCUACGGGAGCUGACAAAUUUAAGGCGCCUCUUCCUGCCUCAGCAUGGUUAGACCCUUUGGAAGCCGUAGAUGAUACUAUUAUAUGUCAUCAAGCCACGCUUAAUAAUACUACGAUCCCAAAUAAGAUCGAAAAAGAAAACUGUCUCGUGGCAAAUGUUUUCGUCCCUGACACUGACCAAAAAAAACUACCAGUUGUAGUAUAUGUGCGGGGAACAUACCAACGCGGCUUUGGAAAUCUGUUUCUACCCAAAAACUUAGCAAGAAGCAAGAAAGUCAUUGUAGUAACAUUCAACUAUCGCCUCGGAGUUCACGGAUUUCUUUGUUUAGGCACUGAAAAGGCACCAGGAAAUGCUGGAAUGAAAGAUCAAAUAGCACUUUUAUAUUGGGUCAAAAAGAAUAUAGCAAGCUACGGGGGAAACCCAGAAGAUGUGACCCUCGCGGGCUACAGUGCCGGCUCCUCGGCCGUCGAACUGUUAAUGAUUUCACCUGCUACAAAAGACUUAUUUAAUAAAGUGAUUCCAGAAAGUGGGUCUAACUUAGCCACUUUUUNUAAAAUGACGUAG
Molecule: messenger RNA, 831 nt
Organism: Ostrinia furnacalis (Asian corn borer)
Lineage: Eukaryota; Metazoa; Arthropoda; Insecta; Lepidoptera; Crambidae
Product: para-nitrobenzyl esterase-like
Source: RefSeq, a predicted model, not a curated record